Messenger RNA from Penicillium griseofulvum, 1641 nucleotides. RefSeq names its product putative GABA permease (Uga4). Gene Ontology annotation, cellular component: membrane. Gene Ontology annotation, molecular function: transmembrane transporter activity. NCBI's taxonomy places the organism in Eukaryota, Fungi, Ascomycota, Eurotiomycetes, Eurotiales, Aspergillaceae. The coding region runs from base 1 to 1641 and encodes 546 amino acids. The transcript is spliced from 6 exons. Gene Ontology annotation, biological process: transmembrane transport. The record is from RefSeq and is a predicted model, not a curated record.
AUGGACUUGCAACCUGUCGACCCCGAGGCAGUCGCACCGGUCGCGACCGACGCGAGGGGAGAUGUCCGUGACGUACAGCUGCUGGCACGGAUGGGCUACAAACAGGAACUUCGUCGGCAGUAUUCCACCCUGCAAGUCUUCGCAAUCGCUUUCAGCAUCAUGGGCCUAGUUCCUUCAAUCGCGUCGACCCUCUCCUUCUCUCUCCCCACGGGUCCGUUCGGCAUGGUCUGGGCAUGGUUCACAGCGAGCAUAUUCAUCUUCCUAGUUGGAUUAGCAAUGGCUGAUCUCGCGUCUGCCAUGCCCACAGCUGGAGGACUAUAUUGGUGGACACAUUAUUUCGCCGGACCGAAGUGGAAGAGCCCACUGAGUUUCUUGAUCGGAUAUAGCAACACAUUGGGUUUGAUCGGUGGGAUAUGUUCAGUGGACUACACCCUUGCACUCAUGAUUCUCUCUUGUGUCUCGAUGUCACGGGGAGACGGAUGGUCUGCCUCGCGUGGCGUUAUCUAUGGUGUUUACGUCGGCCUGAUUCUCUUCCAUGGACUAUGCGGCUCUUUGGGUGGAAGGCUAAUGCCGAAAAUCCAGACAUUUUGCAUCUAUAUCAACAUUGCCCUUGUUGUUGCGACGGUAAUCGCUUUACCAGUGGGGAAAGUGACACGCGGUGGGCCCCUCAACACUGGGCAUUAUGUCUACGGUCAUAUCGACAAUCAGACUACAUGGCCAACGGGGUGGGCAUUCAUGAUGGCAUGGCUCGCUCCGAUCUGGUCAAUUGGUUCCUUUGACUCUUGCGUUCACAUGAGCGAAGAAGCUAAGCAUGCAUCUAAGGCUGUUCCUCUUGGAAUCAUCUGGUCGGCGGGCUCUGCACUCGUGCUUGGAUUCUUGGUGCUGUCUGUCAUUGCUGCUACUAUGAACCCAGAUGUGAGCGCGACAAUCAACACCAAAUUCGGUCAACCAAUGGCUCAGAUCUAUUAUGACGCAUUAGGCAGAGACGGUGCUUUAGCAUUUAUGGCUGUACUCUGCGUCGUUCAGUUUCUCAUUGGCCUCAGCUUGAUUGUCGCUGCUUCUCGCCAGGCAUGGGCAUUUUCUCGUGACGGUGCAUUGCCAUUUUCUAGGUUCUUCCGCCACGUCAGUAACCGCAUUCAGUACCAACCCGUGCGCAUGAUCUGUGGCUUAGUAUUUAUCUCUAUUCUACUGGGCCUGUUGUGCCUGAUCAACUCAGCAGCUGCGAAUGCCCUAUUCUCACUAUUUGUGGCAAGCAAUUAUCUUUCAUGGGGCACCCCAAUUCUCUGCCGCUUGGUCUGGGGCGAGGACCGGUUCAAUCCGGGAGAGUUCUAUACCGGCCGCUUCAGCAGGCUCAUUGCCUGGGUGGCCGUUGUUUAUCUUCUUUUUGGUGUUAUCUUGUCUAUGUUCCCGACUGAGGGUCCCAGGCCAACGUCGUCGACCAUGAACUACACCAUCGUAAUAAAUGGCUUUGUUUGGUUCGGCUGCAUGGCGUAUUAUUUUAUUUUUGCACGGCGCUGGUACACUGGACCCCAGAUGACUGUUGAUGGGAGUAACUCUACUGCCUCAGAGAAUGUCAUUGUCGCUACAGUUCCCUGUGCGCCCGCUACCGAUGAACCUGGUUCUUUUUAUAAGAAAGAAUGA